GGUGUCGCUGUGGCGCGGAUGUUUCCUGCGAGCGCGGAAGACAUAAACCCGCAGAAGAAGACGCGCUGCAGCUGCUCAUCAUAAGCGCGAGAGAGUGUCUACAGUAGUGUUCACUCAUAACUCUGACAUCUUUUGAGUUUUCAGUUUUCAGUUUCAGAGGGAGCUGGUGCCGCUGCGGUGAUGUCCAAGCCGAGCACGUUCACCGCGGCUCUCGCCACUAUGUUAGGAGCCACUCUUGGGGGUCUGUUCCUGUGGCGCAGCAUCCGCACACAGAAGAGAAAGGCCCUCAAGGGCCCCGCUUCAGCCGAGCCCGUACAAGCCCAGCUAGAAGCGGAUGUCACGGCCUCACAGCCAGCAGGACGAGAGACGACGGCACCGCCGCAAACCCAGACGCUUCUGCGUGUGCACUCGCUGCUAGAGGUGCCGCCGGUGAUCGUCAGCACGCCAGGAGACUGGGAGACGCUCUGGCCUGGUUUCCAGAAGGAUCUGUCCGUCUAUCCGGUUCUGGGAUUGGACUGUGAAUGGGUAAAAAGCAUGCGUGUGUCUGUCAAAGGCAAGGCCUCUGCGGUCUCCUUACUCCAGCUGGCGACGUUCUCCGGACGCUGUGUGCUGGUCAGACUGCUGAAGUUUCAAGAUGCACAGCUUCCCCUCCCCGAGGGACUCGUCGGGGUGCUCUCUGACCCCCGUGUGCUGAAGGUGGGGGUGGGAUGUUAUGAGGAUGGGAAACGGCUGGCUCAGGAUCAUGGGCUGACUCUGAGUUGCACCGUGGACCUGCGCUACCUGGCCCUCAGACAGAGGCAAGCGGUGCUGAAUAACGGCUUGAGUCUGAAGUCUCUGGCUGCAGACCUGCUGAACGUCACGCUGGACAAAUCGCUGGAGCUGCGCUGCAGUGACUGGGAGGCGGAUGUGUUGACCCGAGAACAGAUGGUGUAUGCAGCACAUGAUGCACAGAUCUCCGUCGCCCUGUUUUUUCACCUGCUGGGGAUGAACACCGCCGAGGGUGAAAGCACAUUUGUCCAGCUGGCAUCAUGCUGCCAGGGGCUGGUGGACGUGCCCUUCAGGGCGCGCUAUAACGGAGAGGGGGAAGAAGGGGAGAGAAAGAGGCGAAGCCGAAAGUCCACGGUGGAGAGUCCCGAGUCUGGAGACCAGCAAGUUCCAGACCCACGGCGAAACAAACGCAAACCACUGGGAGUCGGUUACUCGGCCAGGAAGUCUCCUCUUUAUGAUAACUGUUUCCUUCAUGCUCCCGAUGGCCAGCCGCUCUGCACAUGUGACAAGAAGAAAGCCAAAUGGUACCUGGAGAAGGGGAUAGGAGAAUUGCUCAGCGAAGAUCCCUUCGUUGUCCGGCUGCUGUUUGAGCCGUCAGGCCGUCCAGACUCCCAGAAAGACUACUACCUCACAGCCAAAGAGAACGUGUGCGUGGUGUGCGGGAAGACCGACUCUUACAUCAGGAAGAACAUUGUCCCACACGAGUACAGGCGCCACUUCCCACCUGAGAUGAAGGACCACAACUCGCACGACAUCCUGUUGCUGUGCACUUCCUGUCACGCGGCCUCAAAUGUGCACGACGGGGUCCUGAAGCAGCGGCUGGCCGAGGAGCACUCCGCACCGCAGGGCUGCGAGGAGGGCAUUCGGCUGCUCGAGGACGCAGACCGCCGGCGGGUGCGAUCGGCCGCGAGGGCUCUGCUCAGCGCCAGCGACGGGAUGCCCCAGACCCGGAAGGAGGAGCUCCUGACGGUCAUCCAGAGCUUCUUCUGCAACGGACAGCAGGAGGUCACGCAAGACAUGCUUCAGAGAGCUGCCGCGCUGGAAACCAGGAUCUUUAAUGAGAGUUAUGUGCCGCAUGGACUGAAGGUAGUGCAGGUGUAUGCCGAGCGUGGUCUGCGGGGCCUGAUGGACUUGGAGCGCUGCUGGCGACAACACUUCCUGACCAGCAUGCAGCCUCGCCAUUUGCCCCCUCUCUGGUCCGUCAGCCACAACCAUGACAAAUAUCUGCGCAAGUACGGUGAGGACCUGCAAAUCCAGCUCAACUGAGCUUCUCUCCAGAAAGAGACUUUGUGCACUACUUCUGGGAUAGGAAGGUUUCCACUGCGUGUGCAACACCUUGGUGUCCUCGUCCUAUGCGUUUGAGUGUGUACCAGAGACUGACUCGCCUUGGCUACAGAUAAGCUCUGGUGUUGACUUCCAAUUGAGAAAAAACAACAACCUAAGACUAGACUGUGGGCCCAGUUUGACUGGGUUCUAAGGGACCAGAUGGAAAUCGGGUAAGAGACUCUUUGGGGAUCGAAAGCCACUGUGGUGAACAGUAGAACGCUAAACUCAAGGAUGGUGCAAGAACAAAAAUGGUGAUAGUUAAAAUAACAAAAAAGCGUAAUGUGCACACUUUUUAAUGUUUAAAAUGUUGAAAAGCAUUCUCAUUUCCCUGUGAAAAGUAGAAUCUACUGUAUUUUAACCAGCCCAAACCUGCUCUUAAUUCUUAAAGAUUCAUAGCAUACAAUUCUUGCAGGUUUGAGGCCAUAUUAAAUGUGUUUGUGUUAAAUCAGUUUGUCUUUUGAGGCUAUACAAAAUGGCCAUUUUUACUUAUUAUGGAGCUCUGUCAUUUCUGUUUAAUUUCAGGCUGGUUUUUUUGUGGGUUUUGAGGAAAACUCAAUUUAUCUUUGUAAGUCUGGACCAAAUUGAGCACAGCUUAGCACAUGAUGUCUCUACAAUGAAUGAUCAUUCUUAGAGUCAGGACACCUCCACAACACACCAGCAUAACAUCUUCCGGUGUGUGUAUAUAUACCCCUGACACAUUAAAGACCUGCUUAAAUGAUGGUGGAUGAAAUUCAGUCUCACCCGAUCAAGAUUUUGUAGUGCUAGUCUGUGUUGUGUUUGCAGUUUCAGCCUGAGAGAUUCAGCUCCAUGGGAUAGAAACAAUUAUAAAUGGCCAAAUCAAGGACACUGAAGUCUGAGCCUAACAUAAUUUAACUUAAGAAACACUACAGCUUUCCUUUUUAUUUACAUUUGUCCAGAUGUAAGCUAUUAAAAGCUUGUGUUUCCUUAAUGUCAAUAAAUUAAAUUUCAUAUGUUAAGAGUG
Molecule: messenger RNA, 3076 nt
Organism: Cyprinus carpio (common carp)
Lineage: Eukaryota; Metazoa; Chordata; Actinopteri; Cypriniformes; Cyprinidae
Gene: exd2
Product: exonuclease 3'-5' domain containing 2
Biological process (GO): nucleobase-containing compound metabolic process
Cellular component (GO): cytoplasm; nucleus
Molecular function (GO): nucleic acid binding; 3'-5' exonuclease activity
Source: RefSeq, a predicted model, not a curated record